AUGGCUUCAUCCGAACGGCCCCUGCUGACCUCCCCAAACCAUGACAGCUGCCGCUGCACCAUUCACCUCCUGAGGAAGAUCCGCUCAGAUGUCAGUAGCCUCCUGGAGUCCUACGCCGAGAAGCAAGCAUUGGACAGAAAUUUCAACCUUGACUUUGUUGAUGGUGUUCCUACAGCUGACACUGAACAGUGGAGUGAGAUUUCUGAGGCUGAACGACUGAGUGACAACCUGAAGGCCUACUGGGCAUUUCAGAUUUUACUGGAUGAAAUCCUGGAAGACCAGAGAUCCAACCUGACUCCAGAUGAUGUAGCUUUCCAUGCAUCUAUCCAUUCAGUGGUGCUCCAAGUCUCUGCUCUGGUUUACCAACUGGAGCAACUGAUGGUAACCCGGAAGCACAGUGUGCCUGCCAGAGAGUUGCGAAGUAUCAGAGAUACUGGUGAAAAGAGCUUGUUUGAGAAGAAAGUGAGGGGCAUGAAGGUGCUGACGGAGCUUGCGCAGUGGACUGUCAGGUCUGUCCGGGACCUACACCAAAUCUCCAAGUCUGUUUAGGGAGCCACCAUCCUCUGGCCCAGCUCAGGCCCAGGAAGGAUGAAGCUCCAUUUCUCUGUGGGAUUCUUACCUUUUCAGAGGUCAAUCCUCAUUCUCAUUUGUGGUAUUUCAUUGAUACAGUACGAGCAGAGUGAGUCCUCUGAGAGCACUAGAUGUUGGUGUUUAUUUCCUUCAGAGAAAUAUGGAAACUCAAAUCCUUUUAAUUAGCCAUAGGUAGCUUCACCCAGUCAUGUUCAUGUAAUGUGGUGGUUUCAGUGAUUGCAUGGUGGCAGUUAUAUAUUCAGCUUGGUCUCCCUCCACAUGCUCACAUUUCAACCCAUGAAGUCCAUAGUACAGCCUUCUAGGAACCUUGUCAAAAUUUAAACAGGGUAAGAUUGGACAGCCAGCAUAUUUCACGGCCAACCAGAAAUGUGUGCCUAGCUCCCCUUUCUCCAUUCUGAACCCAGCACCCCCAUUGCUCGACCGUUCUGGUUCGGCUGAAGGUUUCCUCAAAAUAUCGUGUUACCUUUGAGUUACAUACUUGUAGCUAUUGAUGGAAGAAAGCCUUGAUUUUGAUGGAUUCGCUGCCAAUGGCUCUACUGUGAGAGUGCGGUGUAGUGGUUAGAAUGUUGGACUGGGACGUUGCAAGAUCCAGGCUGUAUCGCCAUCGGGCCUUGAAGCUCACGGGGUGACUUUGUGCCAGUCACUGACUCACAGCCUAACCUGCUUCACAGGGUUGCUGUGAGGAUAACAUGGAGAGGAAGGGGUCUAUGCUACCACUCUGGAGGAAAGGAAAAUAUAUAUGUAACAAAAAUAAUAUUCUGAUUAAUACAAAUGUUUUAUUAUUGAUAAUAACACUGUUUGCCUGAAAUACAUUAAGGCUAGAAGUGAGUAGGGGCAGGGCUGGGUACAAAGUCCGGAUUCCAAUCUCCCCUCUUAUAUGGAUUCUUCUUUAGACCUUUGCACAAGUCUUGAAGAAGGUUUCUAAGUGCAUUUGGCUGAGCGUGUUCUGGAAGCUUCUUGUACUUAGAGAUCCUUUUUCACAGUUUCACGCUGAACAUGCAAAUGCCGGGGUGGGUUUGCAUGUACACCCCUGCCCCCUACCUACUUUACCCUGCAAGUUCAGCUGAAGGGCUGAAUAGAGCAAAUAAGUCAUCGUGAAUCUAUUUGUGUUGUUGCAGCUUCAACUAAAAUGAAAUGAUUGGUUGGAUCCAACACUCCAGGACAAGCUGUAUAGCAUAGUUCUGCUCACAUCCUGGAACUGGGUGCUCAUCACAGGCACCCAUUAUGUUUGGACCCUGAAUGCCCAUGGCUUUCAGUGAUGGAAGUCCCUGGCUUUCAACUGGGAAAGGGCCAAGCAGCCCUGGAGGUCUGACAUAGGAGCUCCACCACUUGGAGU
This is a messenger RNA of Varanus komodoensis (Komodo dragon), 1927 nucleotides long. RefSeq names its product ciliary neurotrophic factor (gene CNTF). The transcript has 2 exons. The record is from RefSeq and is a predicted model, not a curated record. Bases 1 to 549 code for a protein of 182 amino acids. Gene Ontology annotation, biological process: astrocyte activation; positive regulation of tyrosine phosphorylation of STAT protein; negative regulation of neuron apoptotic process. Lineage: Eukaryota; Metazoa; Chordata; Lepidosauria; Squamata; Varanidae. Gene Ontology annotation, cellular component: axon. Gene Ontology annotation, molecular function: ciliary neurotrophic factor receptor binding; growth factor activity; cytokine activity.